Molecule: messenger RNA, 1521 nt
Organism: Peronospora farinosa
Lineage: Eukaryota; Oomycota; Peronosporomycetes; Peronosporales; Peronosporaceae
Source: the annotation of a GenBank genome assembly
AUGCGAGGCGAGAACGCGGGCGUCUUGAGCGCCAUGAGUGACAUGAGUGAGGUAUCAGACAGUGAGGAGGAGAUUCUACAUGUAAUGGAUCCAUCGGAUCCACGUGCACACAUUUCAACGCUUCCUGUCGUGCAGCCCACGCGUCGGAAUCAGAAAUCGUCGCGUUGGGACUCAGAUAAUGAUGAUAUUGGUGAACCAAUCAAAAAUGAGACGACGGAUCAGACGAAUCAGGUUCAAGACAUAAUCAAGAUUGAUGACGACGACUCGAGACCGUCACUUCAGACCAAGAAAAUGAACGUGACGCUGUCCAAAUGGGCACAAACUCGCUUUCUAAUGCCUGCAAGUCAACGUAAAGUAGCAAUAGUUGAAGAGCCUCCUUUGGAGCCACUUAAUGACUACAUUUUAAGUGACUUUAGCUCGAGAUUUCGCGGUGACGCAGGUGACGUGGACGUCGAAAAAGAGAUAAAAGCAGAAGAUGAGCAGGUGAAAACCAAGAUAAAACACGUUGGGGUGCCACUGUUUGAGGCGAGCACAGAGAAACAAAAAGAAGAUGAAGAGAAGCUGUUGAAUGAAGAGAAGAAGAACAAACACAAGAAGAAAACAGACGAUGGACGCAAACGGAAGGAAAAUAGAUACUUUAUUACCGAUCUGGCUACUAAAUGUUUCCACUGUGGAGAGGUGGGACAUAUGGCCAAUGUCUGCAUGAACGAUAAGCUGCAGCCGCCGUGUUACUACUGCGCAUUACGUGGACAUCAGGCGUGGGCGUGUCCCAAUCUGCCGUGUGCCAAUUGUCUGCAGCUGGGACAUGAGGCACGGAAUUGCAGCAAUCGGACCCGAAAUAUCGAGCCAUGCGGUAUUUGUGGACGUGCUGGACAUUCGAAAGACGACUGUGACAACGUGGGGAACCAAGAGCGAGUAACGUGCAUGGUGUGCACGAAAGUGGGGCAUCUGCACUGUGUACCCCUGCCGCCUCCUGCCGAUAGACGUGUGUACUGCCCUAAUUGCGCAGAGAAUCACACGCUUGAGAGAUGUCGUACGUAUAGUGAGCCAGGUGCGACCAACUUUGCUUCUCGGACAGCUAGUGGGCGCACUGUGCAGGCGUGCUUUGUAUGCAGCGAGGCUGGCCAUAUUGCUGCUGAGUGUCCUGUACGCUCCAAUGGCUAUGGUAGGGGCGGAGGCAACUGCUUUAACUGUGGUAAACCUGGACACUUCGCUGCCGAUUGCCACAACUCGAACAACAACAAUAAUAGCGGACGACAUGUUACUGGUCGCAAGCGCGGUCGGGAUGAAGAGGACAAGUACCCGGAUUACAAUGACGAUAACUACGAUGAAGACGAGGAUUACUACUCGUACGACAGGUCUUCUCAUGAGGGCAAGAAAAGCCGCAACAGAGGCGGUUCAUCGCGAUCCAGGAAAAGCUCCGGUAAUCAUGGCUAUGCGCGGUUGAGCGAGGCGCUACCAACAAGACCUAACAGAAACAGCAGGAGCUAUGGUGAACGCAGACAUAAUUCGCGCCGGUAG